AGUCCUCCAUCAACAGACAUGUCCUUGUCUUCUACGUCCUGGCAAACCUCACAAUGCAUGUCGCAGACAGUUUGGUUCAGAUCCAGUGCCCCGACGAAUCCUACCUGAAUGAGCCUACUAGUCUGACCUGCUCUACAUCUCAAGCCUUCUCUAACACCAUUUACAGUGCUCCAAUUGGGAGCAGUCCUCAGUGUUCACAAACGGGCUGCACACCUGUCAGCGUAUUCCAGGCUGUUCCUAUAAACUCAACUUACACUCAACUAAGGAUACUGAGCGUACAACACGGACAUGCGGGACAAUGGGGGUGUGCUGAUGGCGACCAUAACUUUUUUUAUUGUCGUCUUGUUGUUGCUGAAAAGAACCCACCAUGCAGCAUAACCGUUGACCGUCCAGAUCUUCUGCAUGGGAAGAUAUUACUGACAGUAACCAUCCAGAACUACUAUUGCUCUAUAGCUUUCAAGGGUUCACUCCGUGUCGGGAGCGUUCGGGAGACACUGUUUACAGAUGGACAUGUGCCUGGCCCUACAGAUAUCACCGCUGUCAAAGAAAUAAAUAUGACAAAAGAACACUUUGGGGAUGUACAACUGGAAUUAAUGUGCCAAAAGAGUAGGACAAUUUCCUGUGGAGGCGUUACAGUUUUACAUGGAAUUGAGGGAUGUCACGGGAAGAAGUAGACGUGGUCCAACACCUGAUGCCCCCAAACAGACUGAGCAAGGCCAUCCACAGUUCACUCCAGCAGUGGAAUCGUCAAGCUAUAAAUUGUCUUUGAGUGGUUUCAACUUAUUAGUAAUUCAUUAUAACUAGCUCUGAUAUACCUCGUCAGAUGACAAUAAAUAACUAGCCACGGGGAAUAAUAGCUGGGCAAUCAUGCAAAUUGUCUGGAUAGACUUGUAGUAUUAUAAUAACCAGCUCUGCUAUUCCAUAUGUAAGAUGAUAAGUACCUAACUAGCCACGGAAAAUUAUAGUUUUCCAGUCAUGCUGGUAUUAUAAUAACCAGCGCUGCGAUUCCAUAUUCUCUAUCAUCAUCAUAUAAAAACACUUGAUACUUUCCAUAGACUCAUGUUAAUGAUAUUGUACAAGAUUAUUUGAAAUUAUUAGCAUUGAAAUUACAAAAUAUGUGUUUGUAUAAGGAUCGAGGGGAGGGGAUGUCCAAUCGUGUUUUUGUUAAUAACAUUUCACUUUUGUUAUAUCU
Haliotis rufescens (red abalone) is the source of this 1192-nucleotide messenger RNA. RefSeq lists its product as uncharacterized. Lineage: Eukaryota; Metazoa; Mollusca; Gastropoda; Lepetellida; Haliotidae. Bases 54 to 674 code for a protein of 206 amino acids. The record is from RefSeq and is a predicted model, not a curated record. The transcript has 5 exons.